This is a messenger RNA of Mastomys coucha (southern multimammate mouse), 1728 nucleotides long. RefSeq names its product protein THEMIS3-like. NCBI's taxonomy places the organism in Eukaryota, Metazoa, Chordata, Mammalia, Rodentia, Muridae. The record is from RefSeq and is a predicted model, not a curated record. Gene Ontology annotation, biological process: T cell receptor signaling pathway.
AUGGAGCAGACUUGGAGUUCUUAUAUCUGUUCCUUAAAUCAGAACUCUUUGCCCAGACAAGUGGAGGUGACCCAGGGAAGCUACUCAGGGUCACUUGAAAACCUGUCAUUCUCCAAAGGGGAUAUCAUCACGGUGAUUGACCUGGAGCCAAUUUACAUCAGAGCAGAAGUGAAAGGCAAUGAGCAAGUUCUGGACGUGGUCAAUAUACCUCUUGGAUAUGAAGGGAACUUCCAACUGAUUGGACCGGUUUCUUUUGAAACUGUGGCUGAUUUAAUCCGUUCUGUCCGACUUCCCCAGAGUCCUGCGGCCCAUAGAAGCCCUCCCCGCUUCCAGAACUUAAUCCCCAUCUCCACAGACGAUUUGCCCAUGCAGCUCAGGAAAGGAGAAACGCUGUCCUUAAUUGGCUUUGAAGAGCGUCAGGGGAGGAGGCUGCUGCGGUGCGAGGUGGUGAAGAAGCCCCCACUGAAACUGCUCCUUCCCAUGGACUGCAAGGGCCACUUCCGGGAGUGCGAGGAUAACCAGCUCUACUCCAUUGACACCAUCGUGAGGUGGAAGCUGCUGGCAGGGAGGAUGCGCAGAGUCAGGGUGCACGGGGGACAUCGCCUGAGGCUUCUUAGCCCCCGGGUUCCAGAGCAUUUUAGUGGACAUUUAGUUUUGCAUCCCUAUUUUUCAGUGAUGGCAUAUCUGCAAGGUGAGACCCAGGUUAGCAUCCCCUCCGAUCUGGACAUCAGUGUCACUGAGAUUGCCUGCUUAGAUCGAAAGCCCAGGACAACGAUGAGGCAAAUAUACGGCAUGGAAGAGAACAAGUUCCCCAUGAGAGUUAAAAUAAUGAGCGUGGUCCUGUCGGAGAACCAGGCAUACCCAAAGCCUCUGAAGUGUGGGCAGCUGUUAACCAUCCUCAAGACUGAAGUUGUGAAAAAAUUCGUUGCCACUGAGAUUUCCCGAGGAAAGAAAGGGAGGCGUUUUCUCAUCCCGUACACCUAUAAGGGCCUGGUGCUUAGGAGGGGUCGCUAUUUCUAUGCUGUCUCCGAUGUCGCUGCUGCCAUGAAACAUGGACAGCUCUGCUUCCAGGCCUCCAGGGACUACACCUCCCACCUGGGACCUUUUGCAUCUUUCACAGCCAACGAGUGCUUCCUGGCCCUGAAGAAGAGUGUGGUUUCUGCAGAGAUCCACGGUGAGCUGCACAGGGUGGAUGUCCUCAAGUGCAUGAACCUCACCACCAAAGUCCACGUCAAACUGCCUUUGUUCGCAGUAGGAGAGUUCCUGGAGCUGUCUGAUGGCGCUGGGCCAGGGACCCUGCAGGAGCUAUGCCAAGUCACGAGACUGCCAUGCCACAUCAGAGUGGCCAGCCCAGAUCCCUCCAUGACUGGAGACCCUCUGUAUGGAACUAAGGAACUGAGAGUUGAAAAUGUCAUCACUGAACAGUGCCUCAUAGCCAAAGACGAGCCAUCACUGGAGGACAUAAUCUCCUCAGAAGAUAUAUACAGGGAGUGGCCAGUAGCCACAUUUGAAAUCCCGAUUGAGAAGUCAAACUGUGAUGUCUUGGUGGUAGAGGAGCGGUGGAAAGCGCGUUCAUGGAAAGCGGAUGUCAGGAAAGAGAGAUGCAUGCCUCUGCAGAGCAUCCAGGAGGUCGCUAAAGAGUCCCUGGCCUUUAGUAAUUGCUUGGUUAUUCCCCGUCCACCGCCACUUGCUCCGAAGCCCAGACGUGUGUAUGUGUGUUUAAAAUGA